Urocitellus parryii (Arctic ground squirrel) is the source of this 1865-nucleotide messenger RNA. The record is from RefSeq and is a predicted model, not a curated record. Lineage: Eukaryota; Metazoa; Chordata; Mammalia; Rodentia; Sciuridae.
GCACUACGUUGCAUGAUGCAACCCUGGAGCCAAGGAAGCCUUUCGCGCACGUUGGGGUGACUGGGCGGUGGCGGUGUUGGGACCAUGUCCUUGGAAGUGACCAGGGCGACUGCAGGGAUGGUGCUAGCAGAGCUGUAUGUCUCAGAUCGAGAGGGAAAUGAUGCCACGGGAGAUGGAACCAAAGAGAAGCCAUUUAAAACAGGCCUAAAGGCUUUGAUGACAGUAGGAAAAGAACCAUUUCCUACCAUUUAUGUAGAUUCACAAAAAGAAAAUGAGAGGUGGGACAUUAUUUCUAAAUCACAGAUGAAGAACAUUAGGAAAAUGUGGCAUAGGGAACAAAUGAAGAGUGAAUCCCGAGAGAAGAAAGAGGCAGAAGAUAAUUUGCGAAGAGAAAAGAACCUCGAAGAAGCAAAGAAGAUUACCAUUAAAAAUGAUCCAAGUCUGCCAGAGCCACAGUGUGUGAAGAUUCAUGCAUUAGAAGGAUAUAGAGGCCAGAGAGUGAAGGUUUUUGGCUGGGUCCAUAGGCUGCGUAGGCAAGGAAAGAAUUUAAUGUUCCUGGUGUUGCGGGAUGGUACRGGUUAUCUUCAGUGUGUCUUGUCGGAUGAGUUGGCUCCAGGGGGCCACGAGCUGAGUUGUGACUUCUGGGAACUUAUGGGGUUGGCCCCUGCUGGAGGAGCGGAUAACUUAAUCAAUGAAGAAUCUGAUGUCGAUGUCCAGCUGAACAAUAGGCAUAUGAUGAUCCGAGGAGAAAAUAUGUCCAAAAUCCUAAAAGCACGUUCCAUGGUCACCAGAUGCUUCAGAGAUCACUUCUUUGAUAGGGGGUACUGUGAAGUUACUCCUCCAACGUUGGUGCAGACGCAGGUAGAAGGUGGUGCCACGCUCUUCAAGCUUGACUAUUUCGGGGAAGAGGCAUUUUUGACUCAGUCCUCUCAGUUGUACCUGGAGACCUGCCUUCCAUCCUUGGGAGAUGUUUUUUGUAUUGCACAGUCAUACAGAGCAGAACAAUCCAGAACACGAAGGCACCUGGCUGAGUACACUCACGUGGAAGCUGAGUGCCCUUUCCUGACCUUUGAGGAUCUCCUGAACAGAUUGGAGGACUUGGUUUGUGAUGUGGUAGAUAGAGUCUUAAAAUCACCGGCAGCAAGCAUAGUGUAUGACCUCAACCCGAACUUUAAACCCCCUAAACGGCCUUUCAAACGGAUGAACUACUCAGAUGCUAUUGUGUGGCUAAAAGAACACAAUGUAAAGAAAGAAGAUGGGACUUUCUAUGAAUUUGGAGAAGAUAUCCCAGAAGCUCCUGAGAGACUAAUGACAGACACCAUUAAUGAACCAAUCUUGUUGUGUCGAUUUCCUGUGGAGAUCAAGUCCUUCUACAUGCAGCGAUGUCCUGAGGAUUCCCGCCUUACUGAAUCUGUUGACGUGUUGAUGCCCAAUGUUGGUGAGAUUGUGGGAGGUUCAAUGCGUAUCUGGGAUAGUGAAGAAAUUCUGGCAGGUUAUAAAAGGGAAGGGAUUGACCCCACUCCUUAUUACUGGUACACAGAUCAGAGGAAAUAUGGUACAUGUCCUCAUGGAGGAUACGGCUUGGGCUUAGAACGAUUCCUGACUUGGAUUCUGAAUAGAUAUCACAUCCGAGAUGUAUGCUUGUACCCUCGAUUUGUCCAGCGCUGUAAGCCAUAACUGAUUCCUCCUAAAGCAUGAAGAAAAGAUGGUCAUGAAAGAAACAGACUGCCUCAUUAAAAAGGAACAAAAUGCCAAAUUGUCCCAUGUUUAUUCCAUUGGGGUAUAGCUUUCUGUUUUUUAUUCCCAGCUACCAUAAAACCAUAAAAAGUAGUUCACAUUAUUUGAAUAUCAGGGGACAUUGAUAU